This is a messenger RNA of Cannabis sativa, 1862 nucleotides long. Its product is annotated as CBS domain-containing protein CBSCBSPB3. The coding region runs from base 212 to 1828 and encodes 538 amino acids. Gene Ontology annotation, molecular function: protein binding. The record is from RefSeq and is a predicted model, not a curated record. The transcript has 14 exons. NCBI's taxonomy places the organism in Eukaryota, Viridiplantae, Streptophyta, Magnoliopsida, Rosales, Cannabaceae.
AAUGGGGAAAUGUUGAAAGGCCAAUAUUGCCCUUUGGGAUAGUGAUGAGAAGUGGUCGUGUAAAGACCACAGGAGAAAGAAGGGCGAUAAGUGGCAAAGGAGCCCUGGGCGUAAACCCUAGGCUCCUCUUUCAGUUUCAGUUUCAGUUUCAGGGAUUCAAAUAUUUGAAUUCCACCGGACCAGAAAUCGCCAACUCCUAACCUAAUCAAAGAUGAGCAGCCAGGUGCUUCCGAAGAGGAACAGUCUCACCGCCAAACGAGGUCCCUCGGCGCCCGUAAAAAAAUCGGCACCGGCCGAUAACGGCAGCACCGUCAAUGGCACAGCCACAAAACCCUCCUCUCCUCCUCAUUCGUCUUUGGGUGGGGAGAGGACCGUAAAGAAGCUGAGGUUAUCAAAGGCCCUCACAAUUCCUGAAGGCGUUACAGUAUCGGAUGCUUGUCGGCGCAUGGCGGCUCGUCGUGUCGAUGCUGUUCUUUUAACUGAUGCCAAUGCAUUGCUCUCUGGAAUUGUUACUGACAAGGACAUUGCCACUAGAGUUAUAGCGGAGGGUUUAAGACCGGAGCAGACAAUUGUAUCGAAGAUCAUGACGCGGAAUCCCAUUUUUGUUACGUCUGAUUCAUUAGCUAUUGAAGCUCUUCAGAAGAUGGUCCAAGGUAAAUUUAGACAUCUUCCUGUCGUAGAAAAUGGUGAGGUUAUUGCCUUGUUGGAUAUAACCAAAUGCCUCUAUGAUGCCAUAUCAAGAAUGGAGAAGGCAGCUGAGCAGGGAAGUGCAAUUGCUGCUGCAGUUGAAGGGGUUGAGCGUCAGUGGGGAAACAACUUUUCUGCUCCAUAUGCUUUUCUAGAAACUCUGAGGGAACGAAUGUUCAAGCCUUCCUUGUCAUCUAUCAUUACUGAAAAUACCAAGGUUGCAAUUGUAUCACCAUCAGAUCCUGUCUAUGUUGCAGCCAAAAAGAUGCGGGAAUUUCGGGUCAAUUCAGUCAUUAUAGCAACAGGAAACAAGAUUCAAGGAAUACUUACGUCAAAAGAUAUACUCCUGCGAGUUGUUGCGCAAAAUCUCUCACCUGAGUUGACUCUGGUGGAAAAGGUAAUGACACCAAACCCAGAAUGUGCCACUACGGAAACGACAAUCCUUGAUGCAUUGCAUAUAAUGCAUGAUGGGAAGUUUCUUCAUCUUCCGGUUUUGGAAAAAGAUGGGAAUGUUGCUGCUUGUGUGGAUGUGUUGCAGAUAACUCACGCAGCAAUAUCUAUGGUUGAGAGCAGCUCUGGUACAGUUAAUGAUAUGGCCAACACCAUGAUGCAGAAGUUUUGGGAUUCAGCUCUUGCUCUAGAGCCACCUGAUGAUUGUGACACCCACAGUGAAAUGUCUGCAUUCACAAACUUUGAUGGGGCAGAGAUAGGAAAGCCUAACUACCCUUCGCUUGGUCUUGGAAAUUCAUUUGCUUUCAAAUUUGAGGAUUUCAAGGGUCGUGUACACAGACUGAAUUGUGGUACUGAAAACUUGGAUGAGUUGGUAUCUACUGUCAUGCAAAGGAUAGGUGCUGGAAGUGAUUCUAACCAGCCUCAGAUUUUAUAUGAAGAUGAUGAAGGUGAUAAGGUUUUACUUGCAACUGAUAAUGAUCUUAUUAGUGCUGUCAGCCAUGCUCGAUCGAUAGGUUUGAAGGUCUUGAGAUUACAUCUGGACUUCUCUGAUUCAAAUCAGCAAACAAUUGAGCCAUCGAGCACAGUGGCCUUACAGACAAGUGGAUGGAAGCCUUCUCAAGCAAGCAUUUUUGCCGGUGUGGCUGUCUUGACCGGCAUUGGGGUGCUGGUUUACUUGAAGCGAUCUUAGCUGUGAAGAAUUUGAUUAUGGAAAAGAAAGAAAA